GUAAUCUUAUUGACUGUUUUGAGAGGUGAGACUGCUUUUCACGCUCAGAUAAAAAGGGACAUACAAUACACAGGAGCUCGUAGUUGAAGACAUCGUUGGUGAUUAGUUAUAAAUAUUGGUUGGCUGGUCCAAAACUAUUUUGUGGUAUAAAAAUCUGUGGCAAAGUAGUAGUAGAUAUAAGUUGUAAUUGGAAUAUAGCUAACGUGAAGUUAGCUGUUUAUGCUAACAACGUUAGCUAGCUCCACACGGCUUAGCUAAUUCGUCGAGUCUAGUCGUGUGAUUACAAUAUCAUUUUUAGUAUGAGCUUUUUUUAAUGUAGUUAUUUAAUAUUGAUAUCUAGCCAAUUGAAAACAAUACGACAAGGUUUCACAACAAAUACCACGUCUAACAAUAAAAGAAAGGUAGCUAACUUAACUAACGAUAACGUUAGCCAUAUUUGGCAUUUCUCCGUAUAUUGCGAUAUCGCAACAAAGAAGUUUUUAAGAUCAGCUAGCUAGCUAGGUUACUAGCCGUGUCCAAGUAAACAACGACGUUCUCCUUAAAACGUUAGCAAAAUAAUCUAGUGGUCAAUUUUACCAUGGCGCAACAUGCCCCUUCUCACGUAGCAAGCUCUCAAAAAGCAUUAAUGCUAGAAAUGAAGAGUCUUCAAGAAGAGCCAGUCGAGGGCUUCAAAAUAACAUUGGUGGACGAGGCAGAUCUCUACAAUUGGGAAGUGGCCAUUUUUGGACCCCCUAACACUCACUAUGAAGGGGGAUAUUUCAAGGCUCGUAUCAAGUUCCCUAUUGACUACCCAUAUUCACCACCUGCUUUCCGUUUCCUCACCAAGAUGUGGCACCCCAACAUAUAUGAGAAUGGGGAUGUGUGUAUAUCCAUUUUGCACCCUCCAGUUGAUGACCCUCAGAGUGGGGAGCUUCCCUCUGAAAGGUGGAAUCCUACCCAGAAUGUCAGGACCAUUCUUCUGAGUGUGAUAUCUCUGCUGAAUGAGCCCAACACCUUCUCCCCAGCAAACGUAGAUGCCUCUGUCAUGUACCGCAAAUGGAGGGACAGCAAGGGCAAGGACAGAGAGUAUGCUGAGAUCAUCAGGAAGCAGGUAUUAGCCACUAAGGCUGAGGCCGAGCGUGAUGGGGUGAAGGUUCCUACCACGUUGGCCGAAUAUUGUGUCCGCACGCGUGCCCCACCCCCUGACGAGGGCUCUGACCUCUUCUAUGAUGAUUACUAUGACGACGAGGAUCUUGAAGAUGAGGAUGAGGACGACUGUUGCUAUGACGAAGACGACUCUGGGACGGAGGAGUCGUGACGCGUCCCAGCUGGGAACAUGGACGGCUGGCGCAUGAGCUCCCUGGCCACUCCUCCUGUAGGAGAAACUGUUUUGGAAGGACUACGUCACAUUUUAAACCUCUCACUUUUUCUAUCCACAGAUGGCAAGUGGUUUUUCCUCUCAGUCCCUGGGUUUCUUCUCAGAAUCCAAGCACACUUAGGCUGGGCCUGAGUGCUCCGUUUUCUACCAGUGCAAAGGCUGCACCUGUAGGUUUUCUUUUUGUUUUGUUAAGAAGACAUUGAUUAUAAUAAAGCGAUUAAUGUGACAUGUUACCGUUUGUUAAACUGUAUGUAAAAACAGUUGUAUACUUUGCACUGGUGAAAACCCUUGGUAAAUAAGGCCCAUGAGUUUGAUCUCACUCUAAGUUUCCUUUCCUCGAUGUCCUGCCUCGUUCUAGUUCCCUCACACCAAUAGUCAGAGACGCCAUUGACUGUGCAGGUGACUCAAGACUUGAACACCUGUCAAGGUGUCUGUGAGUGACACCACAGAACUUACAGCAGACCUUGUAUAUCUCCCAAGAUGAUGAUGUCCGUCUGGCUUCUCUCCACACUUACAUUUGUGCAAUGGCAACUUGAUGAGGAUAUUUUUUGUUACAUGGUGUUUCUGCAUGUCAGACAUCUUGGAUGAUUUAUGUUUUUCUUACAGUUGGUCUUGUGUUGUCGUAAUGGCUUUAUUGAAUUUAAAUUAAAAAAAAGACUUGAUCAUGGAAACGCCUCUGACUGGAGGUUGAGCUGUGGGUCUAAUGCAAUUUAAAAACUUUAACAGCAUUUUCAAAAUUUUUUGCUGGAUUUGGCAUAGUCAUCUUAAGAGAGUGGAGUGUGAAUUGUUCUGAAGCGUUCUACAUAAGGCUGCUGCUGUAACCCUUUUUUCUGCAUCUAGACAGAAUCUCCUCUGAGCUUUUUCUCUUCCCAUCACCUCUUUUCUGCAAGGCAGGAUGAAGCAGAAACCAUAACCAUAAGUCUUUGGUGAAGCCCAACUUUACGAAGAAAAUUAUGUUCGCUGUAUGGGUUUAGCAGCUUGAAGAUUUUCUCUGUUUGCUGUUUUUCUUCUCCUUUGAGAAUUGAGCCUGUAGUCUGUUAGAGAAUGCUUUGAAAUGUCCUUGGGUUAUAGGGUCAAUGUUGGAGGGUUUCUGUAAGCAGGUUGUGUUAUCUCUGUUAAUGUUGUGGCAGACUGGCAGUGUCAGUCAGCCUUGGGAAUUAGGAAAUAAAAUGGCCACCACUUUUUACUUAUUUAUUUUGUGUGUACUGGCCGAGGGGGGUGGGUGCUAUCAUAAAUCACCAGACAGAGGUGUGUUUAUGCGUGUGUGUAUCUGCAAUAUUUGUUGUUGCAUUUAUUCUAAUUUGGCUUAAUUGUACCGUAACUCUCAGGACAUUCUAGAAUGAGUAGGAAAAAAACAAAGUGGUCUAGUCUUGCUUACCUGGUAGGCUUCAGAAAUGGUUUACAGUAACAACAUGUACCUUUACUGAUAUGCACAUGUGUGGCUAUAUAGACGAUCACAUUUUCAUUUUAUUUACCUGUAUUUUUAAACUGUUUUUUUGGCCUAUUAAAACUAGAAAUAAAUAUCUUUA
This is a messenger RNA of Esox lucius (northern pike), 2886 nucleotides long. RefSeq names its product cell division cycle 34 homolog (S. cerevisiae) b (gene cdc34b). Gene Ontology annotation, biological process: ubiquitin-dependent protein catabolic process; protein polyubiquitination. The record is from RefSeq and is a predicted model, not a curated record. Lineage: Eukaryota; Metazoa; Chordata; Actinopteri; Esociformes; Esocidae. The coding region runs from base 578 to 1297 and encodes 239 amino acids. The transcript has 5 exons. Gene Ontology annotation, molecular function: ubiquitin conjugating enzyme activity.